UGCCCAAACUGUAUUUGUGUUUUUAUCCCAGACUUUAAUAUGAAUACUCAAUGAAGUACAUUAAUUUAAAAAAUUAAUUCGAAACGGUGUUACAGCCGCUGUCGCAACAAUUGAAUGCUCCACAAUCUAAUUUCAAGAAAUAAUCUCGGUCUAUAGCAUGGUUCAUAUAAUAUUUAAAAUUUCUUGAGAUUUGUGACAACCUCAGGAUUUACUGCCAAAGGGGCAUGGCAAGAUACCAUAACCCUAAAUACACAUUAAUUUCGACUAAAACAAAGUAAGAAAAUUUUUUGAUACAAUAACAAAAUUAUUGAUUAUGUACGCUUGCUGCCAUGGAUGCAACCUGCGCUGCAAUCCAUGCUUCAGGCCGCCAUCACUGACUCACCGUCAACACGAGAGGCUGCGCAUGAUUGAUGACCAUCGUUGGUUGCAACGUUGCACAAAAAAAAUCUGUUCUCGAUGCACCAAAGAGGAUGACUCUAAACACCUCUGCAGCUGCUCCUGUCGUCGCAAUCAAAAUCUAGUAGAGGCACUCAGCUACCUGUUUCGUUGCCCAAUUUAUUACAUGCUUUCUUCUCUCUUUAAGUUGGCUUACCAGCAGAUCCAACCAAUGAAGCGAUUUGCACGAGAUCGUAAGUGGGAUGUAAUGCUGCAUGUCAAAGCGCCCUACACCGAGUUCAACGAUCUGGAGAUCUACGACAGUAUGUACGACCGCUGUGGCGUUCAUAUUGAUCCCCUCGAUUUCAACAAUAUAUCAAAAGUUGUGCGCAUGAUGUUUCUCAAUUCAAUUUUGUCACUUGAUCAGCGCAAGUGUCUAAUUGGCAUGCUAGAAAGUCUUAACGAGCGAGCCAUUUAUCGUGUAAAUUUGGAACGCCUGUUGGAAACUUUGAAAAAUGUCAGUCUUAAAGAGUUGGUGUGUAGUAUUUUGGAUCAAGAUCGCCAAGCGGCUAGCUUUUAUAAUGCACAAAUGUGCAAAGAAUUAUGUGCUUUAUACCAACGAGUAACUACUACCGAUAAAAACAUGAUUAUAAAGCGCAGGAAAUAUCGUAAACUAAAAAAAUCGGAUAAAGAUUUGGAGUUGUCCAAAAAACCUGUACGGAAAAUGGCCAAUACCCAGCUAUACUGUGUGCGUAAACCAACCGAACCGGAGGGUUCGCCUCGUGCCACAGGUACACCCGGAGUGGGAAACCGUCAUGAUAGAUAUUCGAAGACUGGAGCGUCCAAUACGAAGGUGGGAAAUAUUCCUGGCAUGGGUGUAUCUACACAUCAAGAAAAGGCGCGCAAUCGACUUAACCGUGUUAUUACCCUAAAGACUGCUUCUGAAAAGUCGGAUACUCGACGUUUGUCCCGUGGAUCGCGCAUUACGGGUCUUUCAAGGAGAAGGCAAAAAGCCGAGGUAACCGGUCCUGGAAUGCGAAUGCAGGGUGGGUUGCUUGUUCAUAGUUAUACAUAAUUUUGAUCUUGUAUCUAAUAUAAUUUUUGACAUCAAAAUUAGCAUACAUUUUUAACAGUUUACAAAACUGUAAUCAAUACAUCUAAAAUAAAAAUUAAAGAUAUA
Molecule: messenger RNA, 1555 nt
Organism: Drosophila willistoni
Lineage: Eukaryota; Metazoa; Arthropoda; Insecta; Diptera; Drosophilidae
Exons: 1
Coding region: 314-1450 (378 amino acids)
Source: RefSeq, a predicted model, not a curated record